This is a messenger RNA of Penicillium samsonianum, 1896 nucleotides long. Its product is annotated as DUF3405 domain-containing protein. The coding region runs from base 1 to 1896 and encodes 631 amino acids. The record is from RefSeq and is a predicted model, not a curated record. The transcript has 5 exons. NCBI's taxonomy places the organism in Eukaryota, Fungi, Ascomycota, Eurotiomycetes, Eurotiales, Aspergillaceae.
AUGGGUUUCCUCGUGCUGCGAAGGGUUUUCGGUUCUUCAAGGCGCCGCUUCGCUAUUGCCCUGUGCCUGGUGGUGUUUUUUAUUGUUCUCUAUUCCAGAGAAGCUCUAGUAGUUCCAUUGCGAGUGAAGCUGUCAAACCCUGCAGAACAACCCGUUGACCCGUUCCCGAGCGAUUACGCCGGCCAACCUCGAAUUUCGUCUCAAGUGAUCAAUGACCCCUAUCCACACUAUGACAGUGUAGAAUGGAAGUCGACCUCAAAGGGAUCUUACCAACCAUGCAUUGGACCCCAAGGACGACUCCUGAGCCGCAAAGAUGAAGAUAUGAUGAUGAGCGGGUUUCACUGGAAUACUUCAGAGUUCCCAACACCAAUUUUUGGAUCGUAUGAGUCGUGGAAUUUGAGCAAGAGUCUCUGUGCCGAUCGCUACUCCCGAUAUGGUGCAUAUGGUUACCUUGAGGGCAACGAAACCACUCGACUCCACAAUUGGAAUGGUACAUUUGGCUCCAACGAGGCCGCUGAAAUAGACUGGGAGCAGGUGGACUGGGCACAUUUGCAAUAUGAAUGCCUGCGGCGCAAUAGCGUUCGAUAUCGCACCCCACCAUCCGAAGGGAAGAUAUUGGCUCUGUACAAGUCACUGGAUUCAGAUGUCCAGCCUCGUCAGUCUUUGAACGAAACAGACAGGACCCAGCCCCGGACAGCCGUUAUAUUGCGCUCUUGGAUCGGCAUGAAAUACACCGAGAACGACCUGUAUCACAUUCGAUCUAUGAUGAUGGAGUUGUCACUCUACUCGGGUGCAGAAUAUGAGCUUAUUCUGCUGAUUGACUGUCAGGACCAGAAAUUGCCCAAAGAGACUGAUUAUGCCACCUGGAAGGCAUUCAAUGCGAAACAUUUACCACAGGAGUUGCGCAACCUGGCGAUAUGGUUUAACGCGGAUAUGUUGAAGGAUUGGUAUCCUGGGAUUGAUGUCCAUGCAGCGAUAUUGCAGUAUUUCCAGCCCACGCAGAUCUUCUCAAGACUACACCCUCAGUAUGACUACAUCUGGCAGUUCGAGAUGGACUCGCGGUAUACCGGCCAUAUGUACGACCUUUUGCACAAGGCAACAGAGUUUGCGAAACAGCAGCCACGCAAGUACCUGUGGGAGCGUAACUCUCACUUCUAUAUUCCUGCUGUCCAUGGCACCUGGGAAGAGUUCAUGAAGAAGGUGGACCAGGAAAUGCCUGGCCAUGGCAACCGCAGUGUUUGGGGCCCUCGCCCUGCAAAAGGCAUCGACAUCGAAGGGCAAGCCAUUAUGCCUCCUGUGCCACACCCAGAAGAUGAGCCAGGGAGCUGGGGUGUGGGUGAAGAAGCUGAUCUGAUCACCUGGCUGCCCCAUUUCAACCCAGUUGGUACGGACUGGCCUUUCCGUGACCGUGUCUUCAAUUUCCCCCAAGACCAAGAGACCCCACGCUGGGCAGCUGUCGUGGCAAUGUCUCGCAUCUCGGCGCGACUUCUCGGGCUAUUGCAUAAGGACAAGGUAAAAUCCGGGGUUGGUCUCGCAUCCGAGAUGUCCCCUAUAUCCUGGGCCAUGUACUAUGGUCUGAAGGCGGUCCAGAUUCCUCAACCGGUGUACCAUGAUGCCAAAUGGGACCCUGAGGAAUUGAACCGCCGCGCCAACCCAGGUGAACCUGGCAAGGUCAACGCUGGGUUCAACAGCAUCUGGAGCUGGGGUCAACAUGAUGAUCUUAUAUACAAUACGACCUUCAUGUUUAACUCUGAGUUUGCGGAGAAGCUAUACAGAGCCUGGUUGGGCUAUGACGGUGCCAAAGAGCGGGAGAAGGAAAACCCUCGACUCUGCCUCCCUCCUAUCUUUCUACAUCCAGUCAAGAACCUCGAGUCCGUAAAGAUAAAUGGCGUUUGA